AUGUCGGACCCAUCCACCUCGGCCGUUGGGGCCCACCAGUCGCAGGUGGCCUCGGGCCCUGUCCGUCCGGAUAUGGUGGCGAGUGCCAUCAGCUUCCUUACGGAUCCUAAAGUCCAGACGUCGACCAUGUCGCAGAGGGUCAGCUUCCUCGAAUCCAAGGGUCUGCGUCCCAACGAGAUCGACGAAGCCAUGCGCCAGGCGGGACAGUCGCAAGUUGCUGGACCCAGCGGAUAUGCGUCGUAUGCAGCUGGCCCUCCGGCACCUUACUACGCCGGAGCGCCACACCCAGGCGCCUACCCUGGCUCGGCACAGGCGCAGCAGCAGGGCCGAGACUGGCGUGACUGGUUCAUCAUGGCCGUGGUGUCCGGCACGAUCGGCUACGGAGUGAUCUCGCUCGCCAGAAAGUACCUCAUGCCGCACCUCCAGCCGCCGAACGCCAAUGUGCUCGAAGCGGACCUGGACUCGCUCACAGCCAAGUACGACGAGGUGGCGAGCCAGCUGCAGGCGCUGGAUGCGCAGACGCUGGCGGUCAAGCAGGGCCUAGACGAGCAGAAGGCCGAGGUGGAGAAGAGCAUCAAGGAGGUGGACGAGUGCGUCAAGAGCGUGCGCGAAAACGAGAAGCGCCGCGACGGCGAGCUGGACCGCGUCCGCGACGACGUCGAGGGCAUCCGCAAGGAGCUCGGCAGCCUCUUCGAAAAGUCCAAGCAGGCGCAGACCAACUCUCUCUCGGAGCUGCAGUCGGAACUCAAGUCCCUCAAGUCGCUGCUGGUCUCGAGAGGCACUGUAGGCGGACCCACCGCCGGCAUGCACGCCGGUGGGGCGCCUGCUCCACCUCGCCCCUACGGUCUUGGCUACGGCGCAGGCUCGUACGGCUCGCCCACGAUUGGUACGCCGACUGGCGAUGCGAGCCCGCCUCACAUCCCCAAGCCCUCGAUUCCUGCCUGGCAGCUGGCCGGCGCCGGUUCGUCGAGCGGCGCCGCGACACCCAGCAAGGCACCAGAGGUUGAGCAGACCAAGUCCUCGGACGCGACCAUGGCGGAUCCCGCCGAGGAGAUGUCCAAGACCGAAGGCAAGGCGGCCGAGGCAAGCAGCUGA
Moesziomyces antarcticus is the source of this 1095-nucleotide messenger RNA. RefSeq names its product peroxisomal membrane anchor protein. The transcript has a single exon. Gene Ontology annotation, cellular component: peroxisomal membrane; peroxisomal importomer complex. Gene Ontology annotation, molecular function: signaling receptor binding. The record is from RefSeq and is a predicted model, not a curated record. Bases 1 to 1095 code for a protein of 364 amino acids. Gene Ontology annotation, biological process: protein import into peroxisome matrix, docking. Lineage: Eukaryota; Fungi; Basidiomycota; Ustilaginomycetes; Ustilaginales; Ustilaginaceae.